Messenger RNA from Temnothorax curvispinosus, 620 nucleotides. RefSeq lists its product as uncharacterized. NCBI's taxonomy places the organism in Eukaryota, Metazoa, Arthropoda, Insecta, Hymenoptera, Formicidae. The transcript has 3 exons. The record is from RefSeq and is a predicted model, not a curated record. The annotation marks the transcript as partial.
ACAAUAGUGAUAGUAGUGAUAGUGAGAUUCAGGAGGAGAGGUCCGCUGCUCCCCCGCGUCAGCCACCCGCGCCCCGGCUCCCAACAGCUCAGGUGGGCACGCCACCCGGUAUCUCACGCGGGCGAGCGCUACGGAUCGCUCUCGGCAGUGAUAGUAGUGAUAGUGAGAUUCAGGAGGAAAGGUCCGCUGCUCCCCCGCGUCAGCCACCCGCGCCCCGGCUCCCAACAGCUCAGGUGGGCACGCCACCCGGUAUCUCACGCGGGCGAGCGCUGCGGAUCGCUCUCGGCUUCCCAACAACUCAGGUGGGCACGCCACCCGGUAUCUCACGCGGGCAAGCGCUACGGAACGCUCUCGGCCUCCCAACAGUUCAGGUGGGCACGCCACCCGGUAUCUCACGCGGGCAAGCGCUGCGGAACGCUCUCGGCCUCCCGGCCAUCGGACGCGGGCGGGCACAAAUUUACGCCGACUCCCUCACGCAGGGUCGCGCGUAUCGUCCAACCGCGGAAGACGAAAGAUUGGCGGACGAGGCGUUCGACCAAUUGGAAUUGAUGGCUGCGUUGAGACGGAUGCCGGCGGGCCGCGGCCAUGGCCCCCCCCUCGUCAAGAUUAAGAUGCACUAA